This is a messenger RNA of Sphaeramia orbicularis (orbiculate cardinalfish), 1582 nucleotides long. Its product is annotated as creatine kinase B-type-like. Gene Ontology annotation, molecular function: creatine kinase activity. Gene Ontology annotation, biological process: phosphocreatine biosynthetic process. The record is from RefSeq and is a predicted model, not a curated record. NCBI's taxonomy places the organism in Eukaryota, Metazoa, Chordata, Actinopteri, Kurtiformes, Apogonidae.
GACUGUAAAUAGGAACCAAUGGCAGGCGGGGGGCGGGUAUAAAAAGCCCAGAGCCGCUUUAAUCCGCAGCAGCAGCAGCAGAACCGGAUCCGCUUCAGACCACAUCCCAGACCGAGCAGACAGGUCAGCAGGACGUCACCAUGCCUUUCGGAAACACCCACAACAAGCUGAAGAUGAACUACUCCGCUGAGCAGGAGUACCCCGACCUCAGCAAGCACAACAACCACAUGGCCAAGGUCCUGACGCCCGAGAUGUACGCCAACCUGCGCGAUAAGGAGACGCCCAGUGGCUUCACGCUGGACGACGUCAUCCAGACCGGCGUCGACAACCCAGGUCACCCGUUCAUCAUGACAGUCGGCUGUGUCGCUGGAGACGAGGAGACGUACGAGGUGUUCAAGGACCUGCUGGACCCGGUCAUCGAAGACCGCCACGGAGGAUACAAACCGACAGACAAACACAAGACGGACCUGAACUCUGACAACCUGCAGGGUGGAGAUGAUCUGGAUCCAAACUAUGUCCUGAGCUCCCGGGUCCGGACCGGUCGGAGUAUCCGUGGGUUCUGUCUGCCACCUCACUGCAGCCGUGGAGAACGCCGCGGCAUUGAGAACCUCUCCAUUGAAAGUCUGGACAGCCUGGAUGGGGACCUUAAGUGGAAGUACUACGCUCUGAACAUGACGGAAGAGGAGCAACAGCAGCUCAUCGACGACCACUUCCUGUUCGACAAACCCGUGUCCCCGCUGCUGCUGGCAUCCGGGAUGGCCCGUGACUGGCCCGAUGGCCAGGGGCAAUGGCACAACGACAAUAAGACCUUCCUGGUUUGGGUGAACGAGGAGGAUCAUCUGAGGGUCAUCAGUAUGCAGAAAGGCGGAAACAUGAGGGAGGUGUUCACCCGUUUCUGCACCGGACUCACUAAGAUCGAGGCCCUGUUCAAGGAGCGAGGUCACGAGUUCAUGUGGAACGAACACUUGGGCUACGUCCUCACCUGUCCGUCCAACCUGGGGACAGGGCUGCGUGCAGGGUGUGCAUGUCAAACUGCUAAUCUGAGCAAACACGACAAGUUCGGAGAGAUCCUGAAGAGGCUGAGGCUGCAGAAGAGAGGCACAGGGGGUGUGGACACAGCAGCCGUGGGCGGAGUCUUUGACAUCUCCAAUGCUGAUAGGCUGGGCUUCUCAGAGGUAGAGCUGGUCCAGAUGGUGGUGGACGGAGUCAAUCUGCUGGUGGAGAUGGAGAAACGUCUAGAGGGCGGGGACGCCAUCGAUGACCUGAUGCCCGAACAGAAGUGAACUGUGACCUCUGACCCUGACACCGAACCUACCGACCUACACACCUAUCCCCACUGACCCCCGACCCCACCCCCCCCCCCCCCAGGUAAACCAGAUCCGUCCUGAAGCCAAAGGACGACGUUUAGAGCCGAACACUUAGACCUCAGUCUUCCACCGAGAGAAGGACUUUAUAUUGUUGGACCCGUCUAACACCUGAAAAAUAAUCAUAAUAAAGUCUGUGUGGACCUGACUAAACGCUGCAGCUCACUGUCUUCAUUUAUCACCUCACAUAUCUAAUAAUAAAGUCUGUGUGAACCUGA